AUGCCCAGCGUCAUUGUUAACUGCACCUUCAACCCUCCGGUGCUCUCCAUCGUUGGUGCGCCGCUGCGCCAGGAGACCCUCGACGCCCUCGAGAAGGUCCUUCCGUGCUGCACGACGACCAGCCAAAACAGCCUGGGCGCCGCCGUUGGCAGCGCCCCGAAGUUUAUGCUCGUUAACAACCAGCCGAACACAUGGCGCCUGUCGAUUGGGCAGCACUACUGCGACCAGCGCGGCCGCUGCGUCAUGUUCGCGGAGAUCAUCAAAGCCCUUCACGCGGAGGGCUGGACGCUGCGCACCACGAGCUCUCACGAGUCUGGCAACGACAAAGACGUGGCCCGCCUCUUUUUCUGGCGUCCCAGCUGA
Messenger RNA from Trypanosoma rangeli, 363 nucleotides. RefSeq lists its product as uncharacterized. The transcript has a single exon. NCBI's taxonomy places the organism in Eukaryota, Euglenozoa, Kinetoplastea, Trypanosomatida, Trypanosomatidae. Bases 1 to 363 code for a protein of 120 amino acids. The record is from RefSeq and is a predicted model, not a curated record.